This is a messenger RNA of Hyla sarda, 1388 nucleotides long. It is a transcript of the gene LACTB2, whose product is annotated as lactamase beta 2. Gene Ontology annotation, cellular component: mitochondrial matrix. Gene Ontology annotation, molecular function: single-stranded RNA binding; RNA endonuclease activity. The record is from RefSeq and is a predicted model, not a curated record. The transcript has 7 exons. The coding region runs from base 376 to 1218 and encodes 280 amino acids. Lineage: Eukaryota; Metazoa; Chordata; Amphibia; Anura; Hylidae.
AGGCUGUUGCUGGAUUUUGCAGGACCCGCAGGCAUAGUGCCGGACCCCCCGCCCAUAGCAGCCUCCUGACCGCUCGCAGGUUUUGGGUUGGGUCACGCGGAUUCCCAAUGCCAAUGCAGGCCUCUAGUGUAAGGGCACUAUAACAGACCAGAAAGGAGGGGCUGCGGACAUAAGCACCGUCCCAUUGACAAACAGUACUUCUCUGGAAGAUCCCACCAGAAGACUUAACACCUUUGCUGGAAUCCACAUCCUUUUCGGACGUUCUGCUGUGGAUCAUCCAAAGAGGAUUUGGAUUCCAGCGAAGGUUGCGCAUGUGUACUGAACAGCAGAAUUACCAUUGAAAUCCAUGGGAGGCUGCUGCAAGGAGGAAUCUGCAUGGAAUAUCAUUGUGGAUUUUCUGCACAUACACUCCAUAGUGUAAACCGGGCCUUAAUGGUUAUAUUCACACACGUUUUCCUUAAUAACUUCAAUAGGAGGAUACUGAUAGACACAGGAGAGCCCGCAAUACCAGAAUAUAUCAACAACCUGAAGCAAGUUCUGAAUGAAUCCCAAACUACAAUCCAGGAAAUAAUCGUCACCCAUUGGCACCAUGACCACUCGGGGGGCAUUAGUGAUAUAUGCAGGGAUAUCCCAACUGGCUCAGACUUCGGUAUUAGCAAACUUCCCCGCAACCCACAUAAAGAAGAGGUCAUUGGGGCAGGAGAGCAAAAGUACACAUACCUUAAAGAUGGAGAUGUGAUAACUACGGAGGGAGCAACCUUGAGAGUUCUGUUCACACCUGGACAUACAGAUGAUCACAUGGCUCUGGUUUUAGUGGAAGAAAAUGCCAUCUUCUCUGGGGACUGCAUACUUGGAGAAGGAACCGCUGUGUUUGAGGAGUUGUACGAUUACAUGAAAUCUUUAGAAAAGCUCCUUGAUGUAAAAGCUGACAAAAUUUACCCAGGUCAUGGCCCUGUUGUUGAAGGUGCAAGAGCCAAAAUUCAGGAGUAUAUUUUUCAUAGACAAGCUCGAGAACAGCAAAUUCUUCAAGCUUUGCAAGAGAAUUCUGGAACAUUUUUGACUGCUAUGGAACUUGUUAAAAUUGUAUACAAGGAUACUCCAGAGUAUUUGCAUGCAGCUGCAGAAUUCAACUUAACUCAUCAUUUACACAAACUAAAGAAGGAAGGAAAAAUAAUACAAGAACAGUCACCAAGUAUCAGAUGGAAAAGUCAAUUAUAAGGAAGCAGCAAAGGAGUCUUGACUAAAUCUAUAGAAUGCAUCACUGAAAUGAACUCGCCCGGAAUAUCUCGUAGAUGUUCACAGAACUUUUAAAAGAGAAUGUAAUUUAGUUAAUUGUAUUUACUGAUAGCAGUAUGUGUUGUUAAUUUUCUAAUAAAAAAAAAACUACA